UUUCCGGUAUGGCCUGUGAGCUGUUCCGGUAGCUGCUGUCGCUGCCUGUCAACAUCACUCACCCCCAGAAGACUUCUGUGUCCACGUUUUGUUUUGUUUUAUCUCUUUUUCUCAGUUUUUGUCUGUGAAUCGACACCUCAUGUCUUCCACCACGCCCAUGUUCCAGGUAAAGCCCGUGUGCGGCGGCGACAUAAAGAUCGACUUGCCGACCUGCAUGUACAAGUUACCGAAUGUCCACGCGCAGCAGCAAGAGAGCAGCUGCAGCUCCGAGCACGCGCUUCAGAACAGAGAGGUGGACCCAGCAAUCAAGGCUCUGGAGGCUCGUCAGGAUGAGAUCUUGAGGAAGCUGUACGAGCUGAAAGCAGCAGUGGAAGGCCUCGCCAAGACGGUGACAACCCCAGAUGCAGACCUGGAUGUGACCUUCAGCAGCGGCUUCUCGUCACAAAGCUCCACGAUGUUGAAAGGCAGCACAGACCUGGACACACUUCUGGGGAAGGAUCUUGGCGCUCUCCGUGACAUCGUCAUAAAUGCCAACCCGGCGCAGCCUCCCAUCACCUUGCUGGUUCUCCACAGCCUGCUGUGUCAGCACUACCAGGUGCUCUCCACAGUCCACGUCCACUCCUCAGUUAGCAGCGUGUCACCACAGCUCCUGUCCUGCCUCGGCCCCCGCCAUCCAGACAGCUACGCCCGCCAUCUGUUCCAACUGGGCUUCACCCUCAUAUGGAAAGAGGUUCCAAAACUGGAGAUGAAAUUCAGCGUCCGCAACAUGUGUCCCAUCCAGGGUGAGGCCAACGUGGCGCGCUUCCUCUUCAAGCUGCUGGCUCCCUACCCCAGUGACCCAGCCGUCGCCACGCUGGUGGACAGCUGGGUGGACACAGCUUUCUUCCAGCUGGCAGAAGGCAGCGCCAAGGAGCGGGCCGCUGUGCUCCGGGCCCUCAACUCCGCACUGGGUCGCAGCCCCUGGUUGGCCGGACCGGAGUUCUCCCUGGCUGAUAUCGCCUGCUACUGCUGUGUGCUGCAGAGCGGCUCAGCACCCUCUGCUCCUGCUAAUGUCCAACGCUGGAUCGAGUCCUGCGGGAACCUGGGACACUUCAGUCCUGCCAAGCUACUUCUGCAGUGACCGGCGCUGUCUGGACCCAGAUGCAAAGGGAAAAGAGGGGCAUUAGAAUAAUAAAGUAUCUCAGCUGUAGCCAUGUCUCAGAUUCCUUCUGAUACUUCCCCUCCUUACUGUAGUACAUCACUGCACUAACAGACUCUUCACUCAAAGUGGCUAAUGUUAAAGUAACUUUAAAGUAUUUAUGCUGCUUUUAUAAAACAGGGAGGAAGCAUGAGAGGACUAGAAGACAAAGGCUUGGUGGUGGGUUAAAAUACCUGUACUGACAGUAAAGUUGUUAAACACACACACACUGCAGACCCUCCACCAACUGUGUGCCUAACAUGAUCCUGUUCUAAAUGUGUUAAUGUGUGGUCAGAGGUGUUACGUGUUUUCACAGGUAAUACUUUAUACCAUUUGUUUUUCUUAAAACAUUAAAACUUCUAAUUUG
Messenger RNA from Nematolebias whitei (Rio pearlfish), 1544 nucleotides. RefSeq names its product aminoacyl tRNA synthetase complex interacting multifunctional protein 2 (gene aimp2). Gene Ontology annotation, cellular component: aminoacyl-tRNA synthetase multienzyme complex. Bases 140 to 1120 code for a protein of 326 amino acids. The transcript is spliced from 4 exons. Lineage: Eukaryota; Metazoa; Chordata; Actinopteri; Cyprinodontiformes; Rivulidae. The record is from RefSeq and is a predicted model, not a curated record.